CGUCGGGAUAAACAUGGCAGAGUUAAUUAUUUCCGCACAUCAUGGACGCACCAUUCCCCUGCCACCGACCCAUUAGAGGGAGUCCACUUCCUCCCGUUUGAUUACAUAAAGGGCAUUUGUUGGCUUUGUGGAGGGCGAGAGGGAAAGAGUCAUGGUGGAGCCGAGAGGCCGGGAGGGUGAAUGUACUUCAUGAAGAGGUCUGCCACGAUCACGAAGUGUCCUGGACUAGGAGAGUGGACCCAUAAGUUCAUAUCAACAGGGCCAACAGUAACAGCAUGCUCCUGGCCUCCGUCGUUGUGGUGUGGGAAUGGCUGAACGAACACGGUCGGUGGCGGCCCUACAGCCCCGCUGUCUCCCACCAGAUAGAGGCGGCCAUACGGAGCAUCGACCCUCGCGGAGGGAGCGUGGUCCUCGGCCAGGUGGACAGCCGGCUCUCGCCGUACAUCAUCGAUAUUCAGUCCAUGCACCAGUUCCGACAAGACACGGGAACCAUCCGUCCGGUGCGGAGGAGUUUCUACGACCCAGCCUCGGCCCCGGGUCAGGGCUGGCAGUGGGAGUGGGAGAACGAUGUGGGUACGUGGACGGCCUACGACAUGGAGGUGGCCAUCGCCAUCGAGAACGCCCACAACCGGCAGCAGCCCUGCCUUGACCUGACGCCCCUCGGCUUCUGCUACCUCAUUGAUUUUCAGACCAUGACACAGGUGAACAGACAGAGCCAGAGGUUUCGGAGGCUCCAGAGACGUGCGGACAUGUCCUACCCUAUAGUGUCCGGUCCCCUUCCAAUACCCAAAGGAGGCGGUGUCGGAGGAGGUGGAGGCCUAACAGGAGCCCUGCUCGGUGUUGGGGUGUCAGGGGUUAGCAUGGGGAUUGGAAGCUCUGUCUCCACCAAUGGGGGCUUGCCGACUACUGUACUGGGCCACCCGUGUUCCUGUCAGCAGUGCAUGCUCGUCUUUAGUGUGAAGACCAAUACAGGAGGAGCAGGGAUACAGACUCUAGGUAGACGCUCACUAACCAUGCAGCGGCCCAAGAACUCAGUACUGGUCUCCUCUAAACCGCGGAGUCCGUCUAAGUCCGCCACUCUGGGGCGAGGACAGCAGCAGAACUCCAACAGCAGCUACUAUCAGACGCUGCCACACGGUCUCGCCAUCUCCAGGAACAUUGCCUCCCCAAGAAGGAACGCCCAGCUCUUUGCCCAGUCACUGGCCGCGCUCACCGCAGGCACCUCCUCUCUGGGUAUCUCCUUGUCUUCCAAUCGGCCGCCUCCGCCGUCCCUCCCGCCCCCUCAGCCUCCAUCGUCCAAACCGAGCCCGAACCCUCCGCCCAUUCCCGCCAAGCACUCCUUGCCUUCAGCCAGCGAAUCAGUGCCAACCGCCACAUUGGUUUCCCCCGCAAACAACGUGACCACGCCCCCCUCUCCCGUGCCAUCUCCGUCGCCAUUGGUGAUGAAGCCACAGCGCACGCCAUCGUCUGCGGCCACAGUGUGCCAUGCCCCGUUGCCACAGAGAUCAAGCUUAGCCGGGCUGAGCAGACCAGCGUUACAGAGAAUAGCGAUGGCCCAGUCCAGAGCGCUCAUCGCGUCAGGUGUGCCCACGGUCCCAGUGAAGAACCUCAAUGGAUCCAGUCCUGUCCACCCUGCGCUGGCCGGGAUCACAGGUAUCCUGAUGAGCGCCGCAGCUCUGCCAGUGUGUCUGACCAGGCCGCCAAAACUCGUGCUGCACCCUCCGCCGGUCAGCAAGAGCGACGUCAAGCCCGUGCCAGGCUUUGGCCACUGUUGCAAGAAGACCACCAAGAAACAGGCUCGCAAGGGUAAAACUCCAGAGGAGGUGGUAAAGAAGUACCUGCAGAAAGUAAAAAGUCCACCAGAGGAGGACUGUACCAUCUGUAUGGAGCCACUGGGGGGUCCAUCUGGAUACAAGGGUCCGGGGGUGGGGCCUAUGUCUCGGGCGGAGUCAGUUGGCCGACUAGCACAGUGUGGACACCAGUACCAUUUCCAGUGUCUGGUGGCCAUGUACAACAACGGCAACAAGGACGGCAGUCUUCAGUGUCCCACCUGUAAAACCAUCUACGGCGUGAAGACAGGCAACCAACCGGCAGGGAAGAUGGAGUACCACGUGAUCCCCCACUCUCUACCGGGGCACCCCGACUGCAAAACCAUACGCAUCAUCUACAACAUACCGCCGGGCCUUCAGGGACCAGAGCAUCCCAACCCAGGAAAGCCCUUCACCGCCCGAGGCUUCCCCCGACACUGCUACCUCCCGGACAGCGAGAAAGGACGCAAGGUACUGAGACUGCUCCUGAUCGCCUGGGACCGCAGGUUGACCUUCUCCGUCGGGACUUCGAGCACGACUGGAGAGUCUGACACCGUCAUCUGGAACGAGGUCCACCACAAGACAGAGUUUGGCUCCAACCUGACGGGCCACGGCUUCCCCGACCCCGGACACCUGGACAACGUCCUGGAAGAGCUCCGGGCUCAGGGCAUCACCGAGGAGGACGGACUGAUGGAGAAGUGAAAGGACACGCGAUCAGGAGGAGGAGGAGAGACUAUAAAAAUAAGAGGAGAAGGAGGAGGUCCUGGACUGGAACAGACUCUCUCUGCCAGCACUUAACAAGGGUGCAGGGGGACGCCUCGGCAUACAGAACACAUCCAUUAGUUUUGCAGAGGAAACCACUUCUCACGAUGUGGACUGAGUCACUGCUGGGUCGCCUGUCCAAACCUUUUUCAAGCAAGCACAUGAGCAGAAGUGGAAGGGAGUGUGAGGAAGCAGCAAUAUAUAUAACUCAUGGGUUUAGCUUCGAGACAGAAGGUACUUAAAUGUGAGGGUGAAUCGGUACUAAUGUUCAGGACAAAAACAAGUUCACUUUCCUGAGGGGGAGAGGAACCAGGAGAAGGAUGGCAGAUGUCAGAGCAGUUCAAUGUAAACUGGGGGUGAAAGGACAAAGAGAGACAGACGGAGGAGCGGUGGGGGAGGGGACAGGAGGAGGGAACGGAGCAGGAAGAGAUAAAGAUGGUGUACGUAGCGUAGGAGUAGAGUCAAACUACUUGUGGUACUUUACAGGUGUGUGUCGUAACAACACAAUGGAACCAUGAGUGGCGGAGGGAAAGAUGAGGGACUAUGUGCUUGCUUUGUUCAAACCCGCUGCUGGUUUGUGGCGGACGUCUCGGGCGGCGGCUCCCCCCUGUGGUGGUACUGAUGAACUACACCAUUUGAGUUAUCCACCUGUGUUACUUUUUUUAAAUCAUUGUUACUAUAGUCUUCAUUUAACGUCAUUCCAUACUUUACCUCCUGGUCUUGACCGAAUGAGUUUUUUUAUUGCGUGGGCUCUGUAUGUUUAUGAUGGUGUAUGAAAUGACAAAAGACCAAACUGAGGCCUGGUCAUUUGGGCCGACAUGGAGUCUUACUAUUGAGCCACUGUGGUACAAGUUAACCAGAAUUACACAGGUACCGGUAUUUACUUUCAUAUCUUUAUUUGUGUUCCUUUUCGGCGGUUCACGUGGUCCAGUUGAUUUAAAUGCUGUGGUGAGGAGGGGAAUUGAGACCCGACAACAAUGAGCAUUCCGCCGGUGUUCCCGAGUGUAGCCGAAUGAACCGGAGGGCUGGUCUCAGUGCCAGAAAGCCCCCUCAGAUUGGGCAGAGGGUUGGAGGGCUGGGGAGGAGCGAGAGGACAAGAGUUGGGACUGAAGCAGAGCUCAUCUUUAGAGACAGUUUAUAUCUACAUGUCAACCUGUCAAGGACACUUUGACGUUAGUCAUGAGUACGACAUACAGCUCCCAGUAGAGGAACACUAUGAAGCAGGCCUCUAUUAAAGGUCGCAUCUUAAAGUCUCGUUUUAAGUACAUAUUGUACAUUUAAGUCCCCUCCUUUGGAGGUCUUUUUUUCUCUAAUUUUGACUUGAAAUGUCCCCAAACCACAUCACUAGUGGACCUUCCGGGAAAAGCACUGUUGUAAAGGAUAAACCACAGGUGAGCCGCUGACCUCAGGUGGAGAUGAUCAGUAGCAGCAUCGGUACAACUCAACGCCUCUUUUCUCCAGCCCUCCUGAUAACGCACUGCCCAGUUUUUGAUUUGGUUCAGUAGAUAAACCCUGGUCACGUUGUUACAAGAUGCGUGUGUGUCGGUGUGUGUGUGUGUGUGUGUGUGACACAGAGACUACUGUGUAUACUACCAACAUGCUCCCAGUUUAAGGGUAUUAUUUUGGUACUCCAUGGGUGAAUUACGUCAUCCUUUAGCUCAGAUGAUGAUUGAUAAUAGUACUCCCACCUUCUUUAUUAUUAUAUGUUUUGUUAGUGAACUGCCUUUUUUAUUUGUUUAUGUAGUAAUUAUUCCCCUGUUCAGAUUGGUUUACAAAGACAGAAUUGUUAAAUAUGAUGUCUUUUUUCUCCUCAUUGUGUACAGAUUUGUGUCAUCUUUUCUUGACAGUUGACUUUUAUUUGAGUGUGAAGUGUAAUGAAUUGUAAAAGUCCAACCCCGUAUACUGUACGCUUGCUCUUCUGAGGUUAAGAAUACUUGUAUGUUUCACAUAUCAUGUGUCCUGCUUCUGUCCAACAUCUGUGACCCUGCAAGGUUUCGCAGCAGACGCUUCGACGGACAUGUCGACCUUUUCCUUGCCCGUCCCUCUUUCAGCAGCAGAAUGGCUCAAGUGCAAGUGGAAUGAUCACAAUUAUUAUUGUAAACAUUGUUCAGCAAUAAAAUCACAAAUUGUUACAGUUGUAUUGCAUUGUUGGUCCAAACACUGCACACAGGCUUUGGAAAAAAACCUGUUGUCUGAUCAGUCUGAUUUUAAUGUGUAGUAUUUCACUUGCCUGGUUGAAUUGAGAAUUAUUUUUGUAAUUGUGGGGUUACAAGUGAUACAUGAUUAGCUUGGAUGCCAGAGCAGACUGAUUGAUUACAAUUUGUUGAUCAGGUGUGCAGUGUCUGGGGCCAUGAGAGCAAUGCAAUGCAAACAGCUAGAGACAAGCACCUCACUAUUUUAGUUUCCUACCCGUCAUCGGGCCUUCUGAAGGCAACAGCGCCCCCUCACGUUGUUGGGCGAGAGCUUUCUGUGACUGUCUCCUUGUUUUGGGGCUGGGUGGGAAGCGGUGAUCUUCGGCGCUGACAUGGAGAGCAUCAGCAGCAGCAACGUGUACAUAGUGCGAAGUAAUUGCUGCACGAAAAAGUAAUACUAGAACAGAAUAAAGAAAAAAUUAAACGUA
This is a messenger RNA of Pseudoliparis swirei, 5190 nucleotides long. Its product is annotated as E3 ubiquitin-protein ligase DTX1-like. Bases 276 to 2510 code for a protein of 744 amino acids. Gene Ontology annotation, cellular component: nucleoplasm. Lineage: Eukaryota; Metazoa; Chordata; Actinopteri; Perciformes; Liparidae. The transcript has 12 exons. Gene Ontology annotation, molecular function: zinc ion binding; ubiquitin protein ligase activity. The record is from RefSeq and is a predicted model, not a curated record. Gene Ontology annotation, biological process: Notch signaling pathway; protein ubiquitination.